This is a messenger RNA of Apodemus sylvaticus (European woodmouse), 2479 nucleotides long. It is a transcript of the gene Slc39a13, whose product is annotated as solute carrier family 39 member 13. The transcript is spliced from 10 exons. Gene Ontology annotation, cellular component: membrane. Gene Ontology annotation, biological process: intracellular zinc ion homeostasis; zinc ion transmembrane transport. Gene Ontology annotation, molecular function: zinc ion transmembrane transporter activity. Lineage: Eukaryota; Metazoa; Chordata; Mammalia; Rodentia; Muridae. Bases 282 to 1367 code for a protein of 361 amino acids. The record is from RefSeq and is a predicted model, not a curated record.
AAGUGCGCUGACCGCGCGGGUCCCCCAUGGUAAGAGGCGGAAGCGCCCCCCCGCCGCCGCUCCGUCUAGCCCCCCGGAGCCGGGCGCGUCGGGUUCCGGACUGUCCCGUGUGACGUGGCUGCACGCCGGGGGUGGCUCCGGGCUGGGGGCCUAGUGGCGGGGCCGGGCGAGGCAGAGCCGGGGCGGGGCGCGAGACUGCAGCUGGAUGGCCGGGCCCGCCCGGAGCGCUGCAUCUGCUGCCGCUGCCACCUCUGCCACUUCUGCCACUGCGCGCACCCGGCAUGUCUGGAUGUUCCUGCCCUGGCUGUGGUAUGGCAGGGCAAAGGCUCCUCUUCCUCACUGUUCUCACCCUGGAGCUCCUAGAAAGGGCUGGAGGCUCCCAGCCAGCCCUCCGGAGCCUGGGGGCUGCAGCUGCCUGUCUCCUGGAUGAUAAGGAAAGCGAGUCCUGGGGGGCUCUGCUGAGUAGGGAGCGACUGGACACCUGGAUCUGCUCCCUCCUGGGCUCUCUCAUGGUUGGGCUCAGUGGGGUUUUCCCCUUGCUGGUCAUUCCCCUGGAGAUGGGGACCAUGCUACAAUCAGAAGCUGGAGCCUGGCGACUGAAGCAGCUCCUCAGCUUUGCCUUGGGCGGACUCUUGGGCAAUGUGUUUCUGCACCUGCUGCCGGAGGCGUGGGCCUACACCUGUAACAUCAGCCCUGGUGGUGAAGGGCAAAGUCUGCAAAGACAGCAACAGCUGGGACUGUGGGUCAUUGCUGGCUUCCUGACCUUCCUGGCGCUGGAGAAGAUGUUCCUCAGUAGCAAGGACAACCCUGGCCAGGCCCCCAGCAAAGACCCCACUGCUGCCGCGCUCAAUGGAGGCCACUGUCUGGCCCAGCCGGCUGCAGAGCCCGGCCUGAGAGCCGUGGUCCGGAACCUCAAAGUCAGUGGCUAUCUCAACCUGCUCGCCAACACCAUAGACAACUUCACGCAUGGGCUGGCUGUGGCUGCCAGCUUCCUUGUGAGCAAAAAGAUUGGGCUUCUAACCACCAUGGCCAUCCUCCUGCAUGAGAUCCCCCAUGAGGUGGGAGACUUUGCUAUCCUGCUCCGGGCUGGCUUUGACCGAUGGACUGCAGCCAAGCUACAGUUUUCUACGGCCCUGGGAGGCCUUCUGGGAGCCGGCUUUGCCAUCUGUACGCAAUCCCCUGAAGGAGUAGAGGAGACCGUGGUCUGGAUCCUGUCCUUCACCUCUGGAGGCUUUCUCUACAUUGCCCUGGUGAAUGUGCUACCUGACCUCUUGGAAGAAGAUGACCCAUGGCACUCCCUGCAACAGGUGCUGCUGCUCGGCUCCGGUAUCGUGGUCAUGGUGCUGCUUUCAUUGUUGGUUGAAUAACCACUGCUGACAGCCCACUCUGCAGAGCAAGCAAUAAGAGACUGAUUUGUUCUAUGACUGUGUGUGAGAGGCAGAGGGUGAAUGCUAGAGCCAGCCUCUCACUGGACAGAGGGUGUGUGGUGUGCACCUGCAGCCAGAGUGUGAGAGAGACCGACACUGUGAUCCCUGGGUGCAGAGCCCAGAGCCCAACAUAGCACCUGCCUGCCCACCCCACUGUCACCUAGCAGCAAGGAAUGCCAGCACCGGUGCCAGCACAGGCCUCACUUCUCAUUGACAAAGAAACCAGCCCAAGGAGCCCAGGGCUAUGGCCCACAGAGAGCCACAGCCCAAAGUAUUCCUCCGGGGCUCUAGCCCAAGACAGAAAAAGAGAAAAAAACAAACCCUCUGUUCACAUAUCUAGGCCCCAAGCACCUUAGAGGUGGAGGCUACACAACUUUUCUCUGCUGUUCAUUUUCCUUACCCUUUCUACGCCCCCCUCUACAGCCAAAGAAAGGGGAGGUGGUGCUUUGUAGCAUCCCCUCACACUCAGCACUGAUGUCCUACCCUUCCCAGCACUAAGCAGGCAGCUGCCCCAAGACCUCUUCCUAGGGGCAGCCAGCCUGGCCAGCACAGUGCUCUUUCUCCAGCACAGUGCUCUUUCCCCAGCACAUGCUCCCUGGCCACACGGGCAGCUCCAGCUGUCUGCAAGUCAGCAAGUAGUCCAGGCUAGCAGUCUCCCCGCCCAGCUCUCUGGGAUGCUCGUGCCAGCACAGGGUCCAGCAGGCAGGCAUGCCUCAGGCAGAGAGAAUUAGCCUUGCUGCCCUUUCCUGCUCUGGGGCCCUUGUCCUUGGGUUAAAGGAUGGGGGUGGUGAGGGCUCCACAUUGUCAGUGCUCAGGAAUGUGAGCUGGGAAAACAGACCGCUGAAGCCAUAAUCCCCGACUGUUUCCCUUGGCUGACGCCCAGGUACUCGGCUGGCCAAUCUACAGCCAGACUCCAGCCCUGCUUGCUCAACCGUGGAUGGUAGAGAAGUGGCCACUGAAGAUCUGAAUGAUUCCACGGCAGUUAUGCCGUGGCUCAUCUUUAUCUGUAAAUACUUGUUCUGUAGAUAUAAAUAAAUAUUACCUAGACCGGC